AUGAUGUCCUACAUGAAACAGCCUCAUUACUCCGUUAACGGGCUGACUCUGUCCGGUACCGGGAUGGAUCUCCUGCACUCCGCCGUCGGUUACCCUAGUAAGUGCUCUUUUACCUUUCCGAUUAUUCGUCUUUUUUCCCCCUCAGACACUCCACGCAAACAGCGGCGCGAAAGGACCACCUUCACGCGUGCGCAGUUGGACGUGCUGGAGGCGCUGUUCUCCAAAACACGAUACCCGGACAUAUUCAUGAGGGAAGAAGUGGCUCUCAAGAUCAACCUGCCCGAGUCUAGAGUCCAGGUCUGGUUUAAGAACCGUCGUGCCAAAUGCCGUCAGCAGCAGCAGCAGCAGACCAGCGGUCAGACCAAACCCAGACCACCCAAGAAGAAGUCUUCACCAGCUCGUGACUCCAGCGCCAGUGAGCCCAGCGCCAGCACCAGUGGCCCCUACAGCCCCCCGCCACCCCCGCCUGGCACCGCCAUCACCCCCAGCUCCAGCAGCGCCACUGUGUCUAUAUGGAGCCCGGCCUCCAUCUCUCCGCUGCCCGACCCGCUGUCCGCCCCCAGCACCGCCUGCCUGCAGCGCUCCAGCUAUCCUAUGACCUACAGCCAAGCGCCGGCCUACGGGCAGAGCUACGCCGCCUCUUCAUCCUACUUUACAGGCCUGGACUGCAGCUCGUACCUGUCCCCAAUGCACCCGCAGCUGUCAGCCAGCGGGGGCGCUCUCAGCCCAAUGAGCGGAGCCCUCAGCCAAUCGCCGGCCUCGCUUUCAUCUCAGGGUUACACCGCGGCAUCACUGGGCUUCGGCGCCGUCGACUGCUUAGAUUAUAAAGACCAGACAGCAGCCUGGAAACUGAACUUCAACGCAGCAGACUGUCUGGACUACAAGGACCAGAAUUCCUGGAAGUUCCAGGUGCUGUAG
Danio aesculapii is the source of this 918-nucleotide messenger RNA. It is a transcript of the gene otx5, whose product is annotated as orthodenticle homolog 5. NCBI's taxonomy places the organism in Eukaryota, Metazoa, Chordata, Actinopteri, Cypriniformes, Danionidae. Gene Ontology annotation, cellular component: nucleus. Gene Ontology annotation, molecular function: RNA polymerase II cis-regulatory region sequence-specific DNA binding; DNA-binding transcription factor activity, RNA polymerase II-specific. The record is from RefSeq and is a predicted model, not a curated record. Bases 1 to 918 code for a protein of 305 amino acids. The transcript is spliced from 3 exons. Gene Ontology annotation, biological process: regulation of transcription by RNA polymerase II; multicellular organism development.